GAGAAAGACUUUGGAAAGUUAUAAAUAUUUACCCACCUACUUGGUACUUACAUAAGAUGCAAUACUUCCUCAAACCAAAACUCCAUUUCGUCAUCUAUCUACAUGUAGGACCUAGGUAGUCAACACCUAUCGCCCGAAUUCCUUAAAUUUCUGAGAUUGGAAGUCAUGCUUCCUCGUUUAUCCACGCGUCUUCCUCUAGCUAGAUACCAUAGGCUAUGCAUGAGGAAAUUUAGUGUUAGAGCUGAGUCGACCCAAAGAAUUAGUCUCGUAUUAUCGCCGAAAACCCCUAAACAAGCAGUCAUAGAAGCAUUAAGCAAGCAUUUCGAUCAUUCACCUAGAAAAUCUAUCAAUAUUUCGAAUGGUGGAGCUGCCGUUUUUGCUUCCCCUAACUUCGCAACUUGGCUAAGAGAUGAGGUUUUCAUAGAGGACUUGCUCAGAAUUCUCUUUAAUCAAGGUGAUAGCGAAAACACCAAAUGUGAAAGCCUCAGCGCUUUAUGUGCGGUAACGGAUGGACUCACACCAAAGAGACUAUUUGGUGAGCCCCAAACAGGCUUUUCCAUAUUAUAUGACUCAACAGACACCAUCUUACCCGAUUUACGGGAUAUUGAGGGUCUCCAACCAGUCACUGAUCAGGAUACGGAAUCCUCGGUCUCAUUCUUAUCAAAACCUCUUCCUGGACAUAUACGACCACUUGAAAUUACAUUGCCUUUAGCAAAUACAGUUUUCCAGACUGGAAGACGCACUACCUUAUUUGCAAGCCAUUGGCAACGCGAUAGACUUGGGAACUUAGGCCAUCCUCAAACAUUUAUGAAGCCGACACAGCGGAUAUGUCCCAGCACCGAUAUAUCUGACUGCAUCCGCCCUCAUAUUCCUCUACUACCCCUAAUACCCCCUCGGAAAAUUGUUGCCGGCUUUGGUAAUAUCGUUCGCCAGGUUGAAGUCAAUGGUUUUCCAACCCCUGCCUCAAAAGAGCUGGAAGAUCUCGUUCCAAAAAUAUUUGACAUUAGGUUUAAGCAGGAUGCCUCGCAUUCACCUGGACCUAUCGGGGUAUGGUGUUGGGUUUUACCUCCUCACGUCGUGGAGAAGUACGACCUUCUUAACUUUAAUGUCUUUCAAGUCGAAUCACCUCAAUCGGAAGUAAAGUUAACUUUUGAGAGCAUGGAUAUGUUCUCCGAGUUGAUAUCUUCCGGUUGUCGACUACAUAAAAUACUCAGCGGAGGAGGUGGCUGGGGCCUCAAACAGGGACUCCUUUCCCUUGACCCUGAGACGAAGUUCUCCCUACCAGAUCAAGAUGAUCAAGACGAUAUUGAAACAUUUAUCAAGGCAUUCGAAGAUAUUGAUAAUCCAAAUCCAUCCCAAGGUAUCGUGACCCCAGGUUCAUAUCUUAUGUUCUGUAUCGAACCACACUGGACAGAGAAAGAACUAGGAGCACUUCAGCACAUGACGCCAUUAACAGCCCUGGGUGUUGCUUCAAGUAGCGAUCAAGAGCCUGAUUCUGCAAACAUAUCAAAUGGCAUCGAAAUAAUCGAUAACCACUUUGGUGUGGUAUCGAAGACUGGUCUCUUCUUGAAAACUACGGCAUCACCGUAUGAGAUGAGCGAUAGCGAUGCGAGCGAGUCAACUGAACAGCCUCAGGUAUUCACAACGAAAGUUGACUCGCCCCGAGCUUUUUUCGUACUCUGAUGGGUUUAAACCUGUCUACCAAGAAAAUCAGCUAUAAAGUAGGUAUCAUUAGUAUCUUCUUCAUGC
This is a messenger RNA of Annulohypoxylon maeteangense, 1749 nucleotides long. RefSeq lists its product as uncharacterized. The record is from RefSeq and is a predicted model, not a curated record. The transcript has 4 exons. The coding region runs from base 166 to 1683 and encodes 505 amino acids. NCBI's taxonomy places the organism in Eukaryota, Fungi, Ascomycota, Sordariomycetes, Xylariales, Hypoxylaceae.